ACGCAUAAAACUAUAUAAUCUGUGGUCACGCACGACUCUUGAGUUCGAAAUUAUUUCUCUACUUGGAUUUUCUGUACCAUCCCCUUUGAUUAAAACAAAAUAAUCAAAGACCAUCAUUCUUCUAGUAAUUGUUUAAUGAACACAAAGUACCUACAGUAUUAAUAAAUAAAAAGAUACAAAUUUAGAAUGUGUGUCCCAGUGAAUAAAUAAUCUAAGAUCAGUGAUAAUUUGUGAAUCUUGUAAUUGUGUCGCUCGCUAUAGAGAUAUAAAUCCUUUUAUCGAUAAUUUCUGAUUGCCGAUAUGUGUGGAGGUUUUACUUGUUCCAAAAACGCGCUUAUUGCGUUAAAUAUCUUGUAUGUGGUGGUAGCUUCCAUCUUGAUAUCAGUGGCAGUGUAUGGGCAAACAUCAUCAUUUAUUGGCAAUUUGCCUAUUGUAGGUGGCAUCUUAGCUUGUGGUGUUUUUUUAAUUCUAAUAUCCAUAUUGGGUUUGGCUGGGGCUGUGAAACACCAUCAGGUUAUGCUGUUUUUUUACAUGGUGAUUUUAUUUCUAUUGUUUCUUGUACAAUUUUCUGUGGCAUGUGCAUGUCUUGCAGUCAAUUCAGAGCAACAGGAACUACUGGCACAACAGGGCUGGAAUAGAGUCAAUAUGGAUGUUAAAGGACAGAUAGAAAAAAGAUUCCUGUGCUGCGGUUUUCAAGAAAGAAAUUUUCCCAUCAAUGGGACUGCUGAUUUUCCUACGUGUGAUGUGGAUAAACUUUGCUGCAACAAAAUGAAUAUCUCACGCGAUUGUUGGUGUGAACCAUGCAUGGAAAAACUUAAAGAGACUAUUGACUAUGCCUUCAAACUGUGUGGUGGUAUCGGCUUAUUUUUCAGCUUCACAGAGUUUCUUGGUGUUUGGUUGACAGUAAGAUAUCGUAACCAAAAGGAUCCGCGAGCUAAUCCCAGUGCAUUUCUGUGAAUUAACGGAUAUUAUGGACUUACAGCAUAACGUCACUUGAGUUAUUCGCCGUGUGGCUCGCCCGAAGAUACCGAAAUCAGCCUGACCCUAAUUAUAAGGAACCUCAUGCUAUUUUUCCAAUGAAAAACUAUCUAUAUUAGUAAUAUAAUAAUGUCUGUAGACUGCAUUAUUGGUAAUCAUUAGUGGUGUUAAGGGUGCGCAUAAACAUGAAUAGAAAAUGAGACGUAAACUAUCCAGUCAAUAUGACAGAUUAUACAGGGAGCAACAAAAUGACCGACACAGCCGAAAGUUUCAAGUUAGUUUAUAUGCAAACGUUCAUUUUAUUUGAUAAAUAUUUCAAAAUCGAGAAGGUAUAAAAUUGGAGUAAAAAUUUUAAAUUUCUAAGUGUUGAGAGCCCUAUAACGCGCAUGCGCAAUAUCGAUUGUGCGCAGAUAACAACGGACCGCGAAAUACAUUAAUUUAAUUAUUUACCGAUAUCUUAAUGAUAAUUAAAAAAUGCGCUAGAACAAAACAAAAAUCGACAAAAGUCCGGUGGUGACAGAAACAAGGGCGCCGACGCCGACGGAACAAAAAUCCGCGAGCACGGCGAGUGAAUGAGUGAAUGGAGCACGGUUCGCUUUGCCUUUGUUAACCAGGUACGAAUUCAGUUUAUCUAUUUUUCGAAUUCGUAUUUUGUUGCCACGCAAUUGUUUUUGAAUUUUCUUUUUAAAUACAUUUUAAAUAAGUAACCAAACCCUUACUUAGUGUUUUAACAUAAUGAUAAUGGUUCAUUAUUAUCACAAAUGUACUUUUUGUUAAUGGAUGAUGUAUUAGUUUAACUACUUUAAUAAAUGAUCGUGUAAUAAUGUAGUAACGUAAUGUAAAUUAGUUAACAUUAGAAUAAUCUUUUAACAAUGAUUUAUUAAAUGUUAGUCUAUUAAUUAAUUUCAGCAUUUUGACUGAUUCGUUUAGUGAUAGUCAGUUUGAAAUUAAACUAGGACUAUUUGACUUGUGAAAUUACAAAAAACGUAGGUUAUUGAGAAUAAGCAGUAGAGAUUUUCUACUUUCUUCAAAUCAUAAACCAGCUGUUAGUCUGUCAUUCGAUUUAAGCAUUUUGACUGCCUUGUUUAGUGAUUCUCUGGUAGAAUUUGCAUGAAAGCGGUCUUAUAAAUCAUAAACUAGUUUAUUUCGUUUUUAGAAAUGAAGAAGUCAAUGACCGAUUAAAAUCUUGUUCCUUAGUACGUCCCAAAAACAGCUGACUCAGGGUUGAAACCACAAUUUUUUUUCCAAAUCUUUGUAAUUUAAUAUCUCCGCAACUAUUUAACCUAGACAUAUAUUUUAAUAGUACUCUCCAGGAACCUCGGGAGUGUAGGUCGUUCUGUUCCACCCAGUAUAUCUGUGACAUUGACUGGAUAUAUAAGUCAUAAUUUUUUGUGUAUUACGAAAAUCCUUAAGGUUAUUGAAAAAUAUUUCAUAUUUUUGCUUUUGUUUCCGCUAGGACGUGCUAUUGUUAUUGUAAGUCAAACGUCGUAUUAUCCAGUCGCGUCAUUUAGAAAGAAAGUCAUAGUAGAAGUGACAAAUAAAAAAUCUAUUGUGCAAUAAAAAACAAAAUUUCUACGCGCGGUGUCUGCAAAUCAGAGUGAUUCAACUAGUGCGCCAUCCUAAGUUAGACGGACAAUUAAUGCAUAGUAUUUUACACUUAUUAUUAUUGAAACACAAUUAAUUAUACAUUUAAUUCGAUCGUCGGCGGGCUACGUCUGCUCGAGUUUUCAUUUUCACAGAGUAGUCUUUCACCAUGAAUCAUAUUAGUUGGAGCUCAUUUUAGGAUACCUUAGAUAUCUGCUCGUUUUUUAAUUUACAUGAGUAUAAACUUUCUUUUAACAAAGAAAUGAACCAAAUAACAUCUGGAUUGCUGAUAGGUAGUAACUAGCGCUACCUACUUUAAGUUUUUGAGAUUAGUUGUCUUUGAAGAGGUAGAGACAUACUAAUAUAAACACGUUUUGGCCCAAUCACCUCUCUUUCAUAUAUUAUGGUUUUUAACCAUAACAUUUUUGUACUUUAUUUCUUUUGUUCACAAUUAAUUUGAUAUUACUGUAUUUGAAUCAUGCGCCCUCUUAAUGGAUGUAAUGGAUGGAAUGUAAGUUAUUUUGUAUGCGGUCUCUGACGUUUAGAAAACAGAAAUAAUCUGGCUAAUAAAUAAUAUAUAUACCAUAUUUAGUUGUUGCUAUAUGAGCUGUUGUACAGAAGUAGUUUAUUUAUUAUCUUGCUUACGUCAUGUUCCUGUUAAAGUUAAUAGCUUUUUUGAACUGUCACUGGUUAUUUCAGACGAGGAGAUCAGAAAGCGAUCGUUUGUAACACAAAAUGAUAAAGUAUGAAAGACGAUAAACACUUAUCAACACAAUGUAAAUAAAAUCUUAUAUAAUUAUUAGUUACCCAAUACUAUUUUAAGGUCGCAUAAUUAAUGAAACGUAUGUCACAAAACUAUAUCCCUCUCUUGAUUUAUUAGCCAGUAUUAAACAAAAUAUUAUUUAGAUAGAUAGGAAUGCUAGAAAAAGACAUGUAUAUUUGCUUUUACGACUAGUAACUAUUCAUGGACUUUAUUAGACCAGAGGCUUUGUUCAUGUUUAAAAAAUACAUAAAAAAUGUUACCUUAAAAUCUAAAAUUUAAUAAUUAUCGACUGAGUCCGUGAAUUAAUGUAAAGUGUAUGCAUGUAAAUCUUGUGAUGUCUGUGGUGAUUACAUAAACUGAUUUAUUAAGUAUUUGCAUCUAAGCGAGUGAUGAGUAAUUAAGUUGUUACAUUUCCUCUACUAGUCAGUAGUAUAAUUUUUUAGCGUUAAUCAGUCGGAAAUAUAGUUAAUUGUAUUUUAAGGUAUCGUAAAUGUACUUCCAAGAUAUCUCAUUAUUGAUCAAAGAGUGUUCAGCAAACUUUUGAUAAUUAAUCAAGUAUUUACUUAUGAAAUUUCUUUUAUGAUCAAGAUUAGCUGUUGCCCUAUAAAGCUUUAAUUUAACUGUAAGCACCUACCUACUUAUUUCGUUCAUCCAUUGGUAGUUAAUUGUAUAAAAAAUCAAUUUAUUGAAUUUAUCACAGAAAAAAAAUGUAAGUAAAUUAUAUAUUUUGGUAUCAUACAUAUACCUAAUUCCAGUUCUUACGAAUUUAAAGUGUUUGUCAAAAUGAAAUUUUCUUUUAAGUAGUGUAUCAUGUUCUUAUUAAAUUAUAUUUCAAUGCCAUACCAUAUGAUACUGCAGGUAACUUUUUGUUAUCGUCUAAUACUUUGCUCAUGUUUUAGUCGUGUAACAUAAUGAAGUAUUCUUAUAUCAUUAUAUGUGUACUGACUAUCGUGUAACUAUUAAAGUGUGUAAGCAUU
This is a messenger RNA of Diatraea saccharalis (sugarcane borer), 4302 nucleotides long. The record is from the annotation of a GenBank genome assembly. Lineage: Eukaryota; Metazoa; Arthropoda; Insecta; Lepidoptera; Crambidae.